CCCUCCUCCUCCUUAAACCCACUUCUCCCUCCCGCCACCUCGCUCGACAGCAUCACUUUGUUCCCAUUCACUUUGCUUCGAGCAGGCAAACUCUUCAGUCAUCUGCUGCCCCGCGUCCCGAGGAGAAGCGACCAAACCCAGGCGCAGGCUGGCGUUUGAAGCGAAUUGCCUUAUCCCCACAACCACACCCUCGGCUUCUCUCCGUUGCGUGCGGCGGUCCCGAAACGCUGACCCACACCCAACUGCCGCUUCAGAGGGCGAACAAGACCGUGCGGUAAACUUCAUUGGCGAAGUCGUUUUGUGAUCUUGAACAAGAUGUUGUGCGGAAAGACAUCGUGUGGCAGGAAAGCACUGACACUUCUGAGCAGUGUGUUCGCCGUGUGUGGCCUGGGCCUCCUUGGGGUUGCCGUUAGCACAGACUACUGGUUAUACCUCGAGGAAGGAGUCAUUUCACCCCAAAACAUGACAGCAGAAGUCAAGAUGUCUCUGCACUCUGGCCUGUGGAGAGUCUGUUUUCUGGCAGGAAAGGAGCGUGGUCACUGCUUUACCAUCGAGUAUGUGAUGCCGAUGAACGUGGAGCUGACCUCAGAAUCUACCAUCAGUAUUCUCAAAAUGAUUCGGUCAUCCACCCCUUUCCCAUUGGUCAGCCUGUUUUUCAUGUUCAUUGGCUUUGUGAUGAAUAACAUUGGACAUAUAAGACCUCACAGGACUAUCUUGGCAUUUGUAUCAGGAAUCUUCUUUAUCCUUUCAGGUUUGUCGCUGGUUGUUGGACUCGUUUUGUACAUAUCCAACAUCAAUGAUGAGAUGCUGAACCGAACUCCAGACUCAGAAACCUAUUUCCACUACAAGUACGGAUGGUCCUUUGCCUUCUCAGCGAUAUCAUUCCUGCUGACUGAGAGUGCUGGAGUAAUGUCAGUCUACCUUUUCAUGAAGAGAUACACUGCCGAAGAGAUUUACAGACCUCACCCAAGCUUCUACAGACCAAGGCUGAGUAACUGCUCGGACUACUCGGGCCAGUUCCUUCACCCAGAUGGCUGGCCCCGUGGACGCAGCCCCUCUGACAUUUCCAGCGAAGCCUCCUUGCAGAUGAACGCCAGCUACCCAGCACUUCUCAAGUGCCCGGAUUAUGACCAGAUGUCCUCUUCACCCUGCUGAGAUCCUGGGCCCACCACAGCGGUUUGCUACCAAGCUGCUAAAUUGCCCUUGAUUCUUUCUGUCAUUUCCUUUAUUGUGAGUGUGAACUGGUCCAUCCAGGACUACCUUAACACAAAAUGUCAGCUGUGGCCUGGGGUUCGGAGUUUGCACAUUUGCAAAGUAUGGACUACCAGCUGACUGGGUUGGGGGCACGGCAAGGGGAGAACCGGACACAAUUAAAGACAUCAUGUUGUAUUAUUUUGUAAUAAUGUGUAAUUUUGUAAUGUUUUCAACCACUUAAAUUUGGUGGACUAUAGAUUACAAAGGAUCAUUGUAAAGUGUUAUUUAUACAAUGCAUAAUAAUUUAAAUGCAUUCAUUUUCUGAAAAGCAAUGUGAUGCAGUUAAUAAUGCAAUGUUUUUAUAUGGUACUAUUUUGACAAUUUUCUCUAUGACGUAAUCUUCAAAAGUGAUUGACUUGCUGGUAUGUACUUGGCACAGAACCAAUGGGGACAUAAUCUGAAGAUUAAAGCUCUGUGAAUGGGGAAUGAUGCCAUGAAGCAAUUCUUUACUCCAAUGUAUCAUGGAGAUGUGGGACUUGUUUCCCUUCAAAAGCUGUGGGGACAACUGAAAAUUUAGAUAGGGACAUGAAUGUGAGGGAAAUGGGAGGGUAAGUACAUUAUGUAGUAGUUUAGUUGGCUAUUUGGUUACUAAUUGGUUUGGCACAACAUUGUGGGCUGAAGGGCCUGUUCCUGUGCUUUACUGUUCUGUGUUCUGUUUUCAAUCUGAAGGCUGAUAGAUUUUUAUGAGGCAAGGGGUUUAAUGAUUAUAGAACCAAGAUAGGAAGGUAGAUAUAAGCUACAGAUCAGCCAUAAUCUCAUCAAACUACGGUAUGGCCUAAAGGGCCUAGAUGGCCUACUUCUAUUCCCAUCCGAUUUAUGCUUCAGUUUUAAAACUGAUUACUAAUUCUAUGCAAUCUGGCAUAAAUAUUGUGUGGAGAUAGUUGCUAGGAUAAACUUGGUCACCUAGAGCUAGUUGCUAGGAUUGAUUUUUGCCAAUGUAGUUGGUUGCUAGGAUAUAUAUUACCUAGAAACGUACUAGCGAAUGCUCAGAGUGGAGAGCUGCAGCAUUCUGUUUCAGAUGUUAUCCAAAUAUCCAGGAGGUAGUGAUAUUUUGUUCCUAUAUUAAAUCUUCGCACAUUUUUAAUGUGGCAUGUUUCUGAAGUAACAAAACAGCUUCAACGUUGUGUUGUUUUUAAGUGCAACAGUGACUUUUUAACUUGGAUGUUAGAAUAAUUUAAAAACUGUCAUGUUCAUACCGUCAACUUGAUAAUAAAAUCGAUUGUGCAUUGACAAGAUAAUCAAUCAAAGCCAUUGCUCCGUCACCUCACAUGGUAUUUAAAAAAAAUAAAAUGUGAAGCUUGU
Mobula hypostoma (lesser devil ray) is the source of this 2556-nucleotide messenger RNA. RefSeq names its product voltage-dependent calcium channel gamma-5 subunit. The coding region runs from base 316 to 1155 and encodes 279 amino acids. Gene Ontology annotation, biological process: postsynaptic neurotransmitter receptor diffusion trapping; regulation of AMPA receptor activity; calcium ion transport. The transcript is spliced from 6 exons. The record is from RefSeq and is a predicted model, not a curated record. Gene Ontology annotation, cellular component: postsynaptic density membrane; AMPA glutamate receptor complex. NCBI's taxonomy places the organism in Eukaryota, Metazoa, Chordata, Chondrichthyes, Myliobatiformes, Myliobatidae. Gene Ontology annotation, molecular function: channel regulator activity; voltage-gated calcium channel activity.